Messenger RNA from Acanthosepion pharaonis, 612 nucleotides. The record is from the annotation of a GenBank genome assembly. NCBI's taxonomy places the organism in Eukaryota, Metazoa, Mollusca, Cephalopoda, Sepiida, Sepiidae.
AUGUCUUCUCGUUUGCGAAUCCGUGACACUCCAUCAUCCUGCACAGCAUCUGUCAAUCUAUUCAUAUCUAUCUAUGUUCAUGUCUAUCUCUCUACCUAUCUCUAUGUGGUCAUAUCUAUGUAUUCAUAUAUAUCAAUGUGCUCAUAUCUAUCUAUCUAUCUAUCUAUCUAUCUAUCUAUCUAUCUAUCUAUGUGUUCAUAUCUGUCUAUCUAUCUAUCUAUCUAUCUAUCUAUGUGUUCAUAUCUAUCUAUCUAUCUAUCUAUCUAUGUGUUCAUAUCUGUCUAUCACUAUCUCUCUAUCUAUCUAUGUGUUCAUAUCUGUCUAUCUCUAUCUAUCUAUUUAUCUAUCUGUGUUCAUAUCUGUCUGUCUAUCUAUCUAUCUAUCUAUCUAUCUAUCUAUCUAUCUAUCUAUCUAUCUAUCUAUCUCAGUGUUCAUACCUAUCUAUCUAUAAUAUCUAUCUAUCUAUCUAUCUAUCUAUCUAUCUAUCUAUCUAUCUAUCUAGACCGAAUUAUUCCUCUCUCUAUCUAUCGAUCACUCUUUAAUCAUAUUUACCGACCGAUCAAUUUCUGUUUAUAUCUAUGGGUCGAUCUCUUUCUGUUGGUAUCUAUUUAG